Sinocyclocheilus anshuiensis is the source of this 1316-nucleotide messenger RNA. Its product is annotated as short stature homeobox protein 2-like. The coding region runs from base 108 to 998 and encodes 296 amino acids. Gene Ontology annotation, molecular function: sequence-specific double-stranded DNA binding; DNA-binding transcription factor activity, RNA polymerase II-specific. The transcript has 5 exons. NCBI's taxonomy places the organism in Eukaryota, Metazoa, Chordata, Actinopteri, Cypriniformes, Cyprinidae. Gene Ontology annotation, biological process: regulation of transcription by RNA polymerase II. Gene Ontology annotation, cellular component: nucleus. The record is from RefSeq and is a predicted model, not a curated record.
UCACCUCGCAUUCAGGCCGAUAGAACGAGAACGCUGUUGAUGUCUUAUGGUAGACUGCUGGGGAUCUAAAGAGAAGAUUGAUUUUUUUCUUCUUCUUGGGCGCAGUGAUGGAAGAACUUACCGCGUUUGUCUCUAAAUCUUUUGAUCAGAAGGUGAAGGAAAAGAAGGAAGUGAUCACGUACCGGGAGGUGCUGGAGACCGGCUCGGCGAGAAACAGGGAGAGUCUGUCGCUGGAACCGGUUCGCGAGGAGCUGAGCAGCAUCACGCGGGGCGGCGUGCGCUCAUCGCCGGCCAGAGAAGCGGAAAUGCUCGCCUCAGAGAGAACCAGGGACUCGAUCAGCCCCAAACUCACAGACGGUAACACAGAUAUGAAAGAACGCAAAGAGGACUGUAAGCCGCUGGAGGAUGAGACACAGACUAAAAUCAAGCAGAGAAGGAGUCGGACUAACUUUACCCUUGAGCAGCUGAAUGAGCUGGAGAGACUGUUCGAUGAAACGCACUAUCCAGACGCCUUUAUGAGAGAGGAGCUGAGCCAGAGACUCGGGCUGUCGGAGGCCAGGGUACAGGUUUGGUUUCAGAACCGACGGGCCAAAUGCAGAAAGCAGGAAAAUCAGUUGCAUAAAGGAGUUCUCAUCGGAGCGGCGAGUCAGUUCGAAGCGUGUCGUGUCGCUCCAUAUGUCAACGUGGGAGCUCUGCGCAUGCCAUUCCAGCAGGAUAGUCAUUGCAACGUGCCGCCCUUCUCCUUUCAGGUGCAGGCGCAGCUGCAGCUGGACAGCGCCGUAGCCCACGCGCACCAUCACCUGCACUCACACCUGGCGGCGCACGCGCCCUACAUGAUGUUUCCCGCCCCGCCGUUCGGUUUGCCCCUGGCGACGCUCGCGGCGGAAUCCGCCUCGGUGGUGGCGGCGGCAGCGGCGGCAAAAAGCACCAACAAAAACUCAAGCAUCGCGGAUCUGAGACUGAAGGCGAAAAAGCACGCGGCGGCGCUGGGGCUGUGACGUCACUGAGCAUCGCGCGCGACAGAAAAGCGCAUUAUUUAUGUUUCCUCGUGAAGGACACGCGAGAGAAAAAGGAGAGGCUAUUUAUGAGAACACAAACUGUGAAGUGGACAAACUUUACGUGGAUAUUUUCGCGGAUGGAGGGACAACUCCACAAAAUGUUGAACUACGAGAAAAUAAAAAAAGUUGAACUUUUGCAGAAGACAAGAAGCUGAAUCUGAAUCUGAUGAUAUAAAGCAGCUGGGACGAUUGUUCGGCUGUUUGUGUGACAACGCGAACAUUUCUGCUUUAAUACGUUAUUAGUAAUUAAUGAAAAUA